GCACGUUCCAGUAUGGCCGCCGCAACGGCGCGGGAGCGCAGUGCCAGAACCAUGAGCAGCAGCUGUCUUCUCGCCAUCCUGCUCGUUCACUUAAUCGGUAGCGCAGGGGAGAGUGACGAACAGAAAACGUGUGAUCAGUACUUCAAGGCCGGCGUCGAAGCUUACCUGGAGGAGAGGUGGUACGACUGCGUCACGAAUCUGGAAAAGGCGUUGUCAGAGUACCGAAAUUACAGGCAGACAAUCGUAAACUGCCGGACGAGUUGCGACGAGAAGGCCCGUUCUUCUCCGCAUAUAUUCGAGACCGAUGUCGAAGAUUUGCACUUCUACGAGGAAAAAAUAAAGAAAACUCUGUGCCUUAUGAAAUGUAAGCCGAAUUAUUUCAGGGAUAGGUCGUAUUUGUCCAAGGAAAUUGAAGAAGAGUUUGAAAAUCUCAAACCGUACGAAUAUUUACAACUGUGUUAUUACCAGAGACUCAUGCUACAGGAAGCUGCUCAGGCUACAUUUACAUUUCUGACAAGAAACCCAGACAAUGAGGUUAUGAAGGGCAACCUCAAAUUCUAUUCCACGCUUCCUGAGGUGGAAAUGUCAGAAAUAACAAAUCUCGAAGCAGCGGCUUUCGUCCCUCUGUACAUACAUGGACUGGACGCCUACAACAACGAGGACUACCCCAUGGUGACCCGCUACAUGGAAGAAUCUCUCGAGGAAUACCUGCGAGCGGACGCGGAUUGCAGAGCGUACUGCGAGGGCCCCUUCAACCACGGCUGGUUCCCCGACUUCACCUCCGCCAUCUCCAAUCAUUACACUUACUGCCUAAAAUGCAAGAGCAAGUGUACCGACAAAGUGAAUACUGUCAAUGGGGAAACGCAUGACGAUCUGCUGCAGAACCAUUAUCACUACCUGCAGUACGCAUAUUUCAAAGUUGGUGAUAUGAGGAAAGCAUGCGAGGCAGUUGCUACCUAUCUGCUCUUCAGUCCCGCAGACGAGACUAUGCUGCAAAAUAAGAAAUAUUACCUCAGUUUGCCGAAAGUGGAAAAAGAAUUUUUUAAACCGCGGGAGGAAGCAGUAAAAUACAUCCUGAGAAAAGAAUAUGAAGCUAAGCUGUUAAACUUCAUCGAAACUGACUUCACAUUCGACAAGAAAGAUGAAAUUGAAACAUCGGAGAAUGAAAUAGAGGAUGAAUCUUCCUGACUAUUACAGCUUACCAUUGUGAGAAGGAUAUGACCUGGACCACAAUGUAACCAGUGUACUAAAUGACUUUCAGAAGCGAGAAUGCUCACUACAUUCUGUAUUGCUAAGAACAUUUGUUGUUUGUCAGUCUAGUGCAAUGACACCUGAAGUCUCAUAUUGGUUUUGGGAUGAUGCCUGUAAUGCACUCCUAUUGUGACACUUUACAGAUUUAUAAUGACAUACCAACUUUGGAUAUUUUGUGGAGAAAUAGUUUUAUUUAACUUAUGCAGCUACUGCUAUAUGCAUCCACUGCCUUAGAUUAAACUCAAUAUCUCUAAGUCAAUAACAAUAACGACAACUACUAUCAUAUUAAUACUUUGAUCCAUUAAGACAUUAUUAAACUACAUGUUAAGUUUAGGACUGAAAUAUCUACCUUUAUUUGCAGUGUGCAAUAUGUUUGUAAUAUUUUAAGAAUCAGUCACAGCUAUUUCUUAACAAUUGUGCAGCUUUUAUACAUAAUUCAUGGCAACAAGCCUUCAAAGAAAGUUGUGAACAUAAGUGAACAGGAAAUGUAACUUAACUGUAGAAGAUUAAAUCUGUGUUCUGAAGUAGAACUUGAAAUAAUAUUUCAUUAUUUAAUUGAUAUAACUGAACACAGCUCUAAAGUAAUGUGUAUGGGAUAACAUAUACCUGGAUUAUAACCAUUGCCUACCAUUUAACUGUGCUAACUAAUCAAAUUAAAGUUAAUCUGUGAACUAAAGCUAUUGAUAUUUGAUUUAAUGGUACACAAAGCUUACAAAUUAAGAGCAAAACCGAUUCAAAUCCUUGAAUCCUGAGGUACUUCUGUGGCUGGAUAAUGUCAGUUGAAGUAACCUUCAAAUUAAGUGCCAGUGUGAAAUUACAGUGGACUUCUUGAAUACAAUUUAUUUUUGUUUUAAGGGUUGGAUUAAGACUUUUACCACAUGUUUUGAAUUAUCAAAUUAAAAUAAAAGAACUUUAAAUGGUUUCACUUAAAUACUGGUGUAUAGUUACAAAAUAGAAUAAAUGUAUUAGACUACAACAAUGGGUUUUCAAUUAUUAAUUUACAACUUAAUUUGUGUAACUUCUUCUGUUGUUCUAUUAUACUUACAUUUAUGUUAAUCUGUUUCUGUAUGCAAUAAAUGCACUUUGAUUGUAUUUAUUACUUAUUCAUUUGUAAUACAUUUUGUACAGAGAAGUUAUUCAUGUAGUAAACCAGAAAAAUGUGAUAUA
Molecule: messenger RNA, 2418 nt
Organism: Schistocerca gregaria
Lineage: Eukaryota; Metazoa; Arthropoda; Insecta; Orthoptera; Acrididae
Product: endoplasmic reticulum protein SC65-like
Exons: 7
Coding region: 13-1188 (391 amino acids)
Biological process (GO): collagen fibril organization
Cellular component (GO): endoplasmic reticulum
Molecular function (GO): collagen binding; protein binding
Source: RefSeq, a predicted model, not a curated record